This is a messenger RNA of Rangifer tarandus platyrhynchus (Svalbard reindeer), 2922 nucleotides long. NCBI's taxonomy places the organism in Eukaryota, Metazoa, Chordata, Mammalia, Artiodactyla, Cervidae. The record is from the annotation of a GenBank genome assembly.
AUGCAGAAGCGGCGGGCGAGGGUUCAGGGCGGCUCGGGUGGAGCCCUGUUCUUGGUCUCGGUGCUGAAAAGUCUCCACCUGGAGCGCAGCGCGGGCGCCAGGCAGCUGCCCGCACGUUUAUUAAAGGUGCCCCCGCCCCGCGGCCCCGCGCGCGGUGCUCCGCCUUUCCUCGCUCCCCGCCCGCUCCCACCCUCCAGGGCCCUGCAGGGCCGGUCCCCCACUCCCAGGCAGGGCGAGCGACGGAGGGGAGGUGGACCUGAGCCCUCGAGCCCUCGCCGGCAGAACCCGGGAGGCCGAGCGCGACGCUUCGCGUCCGGCUCUGGGCGUGCGCCCUGGUUCGGGUACGUGGCGUCCUGCCUGAGCCUCGGGAUGGGGGAGGAGAAUGAAGGUCCUUUGCAGUCCAUUCAGGAAAAGGAUGAGAGUGGAAUGCCCCAGGAUGCUUUCUCUCUUCAAUCGCUUAUUACUAAUGCAUUCCAUGAUGAAGGAUUUCAGAAAAUCAAAGAAUAUUUUCAGGGACAGCGCCAUGAACUGGAUAAAAAUGAAUUCCAGCAUGUUUCUCUGUUGCUGAAAUGUAUCCAGCGAUUCUUCAUUGAUGGCCUCAAAGAAGAUGAGCCUUUACUGAUUAAGCAGGGUCUGAUCCCAAAGAUAAGUUGUAUAAGUAUUUCUUUUCUUGUGCACAUGGUUUCCUGGUUUGAAAGAACAGUGGGAUUUCUGACCAUGGCAGACCUAGCUUCAGACACAUCUCUGAAGAAUGUGACAGAAGAUUUUUUUGACACAGCCUUGACUAUUUCCAGAAGCAGUAGUAAAGGGAAAAUUCAGAUGUUGAAUUCCUUCAUAUUGACCUUGGGAUUUCUAGUGACAGAAGAAGCUGUAAAUCCUUUGAUCCAACGGGAGGCACUGAGGACCUUGAACGGCAUUCUGCAAGCUGUCCCUCGGGAAGAGAGAAGGCGGCUCCUCUUGUUGGAAGGCCCCUGCCGCCUUAUGAAAGACCUUGCAAGGACAAUCUUGACUGUGGGUGAUUAUGACCAGCAGGUGGCUCUCUGUGAAGCGUUGUGUAGACUGACGAUGAGAAAAUCCAGGGAGGACUUUGUCCCUCAGUGGUUUGAAGAUGACACCAUUGCUAAGGCUUUCAAAGAAAUUAACGACCGAGAAUUUGAGACGGAUUGUAGACGGUUUGUCAAUCACCUAAAUGACAGACUUGGUGACCAAAGAAGGGUCUAUUCAUUUCCAUGCAUUGCUGCUUUUGCUGGUGAGCAUGAGAUGCGAAAACCUGCAGAUGAAAAAUUAGAGAAAUUUUGGAUUGAUUUCAACCUCGGGAGUCAGAGUGUAACUUUUUAUAUAAACAAUCCUGAGAGUGAUCUGUGGGACUCAGUAAGACUUUUGAAGGAAGCAGUGAUGAAUUUCAGCAUACUGGAAACUGAGAUGAAGAUGCUCAAAAUUUACCUGAAGAAGCCAAUUAAUAUCCGAAACAAAGAAGUGAUGAAAAUAGAAAUCCAUUUUGAACUGCAAUUCAACAUAUCACAAGCUUCCAUUAAAGCUUUAGGAGAAGACAAACAGGUGAUGCCUGACCAGACAAAAGUCUCAGCCGUUUUUGGUGAAUUAGAGAAAGAAGACCCUGAGAUUCCUAGCAGCCACAAAAUAGAGACAGACGAAGCAAAGGACUCCACGGAGCCGGCAGAGGUAACCAGGGCUGAAGACGACCACCACCUGAUAACUGUCCCCUUAAACAACCAGUCUGAGCCUGCUCAAACAAAUACAGCUGAUGAUUCACCUGAAAAAUCCAAACUGGAUGAUACACAAAAAGUUACUUCAGAACGCGAGUAUUCUGUAGAUUUACAAGAAUCAUCAGCAACAAUUCAGUUUCCUACAUUAAAUGAUGCAUCUAGGAAAGAUUCUGCUUUUGAGGAUAAUAGAAAGCAAGAAACAAGGAUGUCGUUUGAUUAUAGGAAACACCUUUUCUCGGAGAGUAAUCAAGAUUCAAGUAGUAGUGGCAGUGAGCUGUCUUGGACCAGUGACCGAAAAAGGAAAUCCUUGAAGUCGUAUCCUAGUAGGAAAAAGACAAGAACCAGGAGAAGCAGCUUGAGAGUCUUGCCUCCUUUCCCUCCCAGCAGUGGCAUCGACCUUGAGAAAGAUCGAGUUAAAAUUCUAACACCCUUAUCGAAGGAUGCCUCCAGGCAAAAUAAUGUCACACCUCCCAAAAUUUCUGGAACCGAAUUUCAGAGUAGUUCUGCCUUUUUAACUCCUGAAGAUUCUGCCCAGAAAACAAAGCUUCACAGCCCCAGCCCACUGAGCGAUCUUUCUUCGCUGGGGCACUCAGAUGUUGAAGAAAAUGUAUCUAAGACUGUGGCCCCAGAGUCAUUGAUGAAAAGUACUAGCUUCCAACAUAAACUGCAAAAUAUAGAAGACAGAGACACAGCCGACCGUCACGGCGCUAAGUGGAAACAGCCACGAUUGGAAGACGGUGGUGAACCAGGAGCCCUUUCCUCGGUGGCAGAGGCUGAGUUGGCAGAAGGCAUUUCAACUUCAUCCUUAAACGUUACGCCAGAGAACUUGAAAGGUUCUGUGAUGAUCACAGCUUUUGAAAACUUCACUAGAGAACUGAAAAGAAACUAUGAGCUUAGGUACAGAAGGAGCCCACUUUAUUCCAAAAAUGCAAAGGAAGUACCAGAUUGCCUGAUAGAACUUUUAAACCAGAUACAUCAUCGCAGGCUGAAUAAACUAGAACAGUUUCACAGCUUUGUUCUUCAAGAGCUGAGCAAUCUUGACAAGGAUGUCGACGUUCUCCAACACCUUGAGGACGAUGUUCUGGAAUUUUGGGGGAAGCAGUCAGCUGACCUGAAAUCAUUCUGUGAACUGCAGCUGAAGAGCCUGAGCCACGGGAAGGAGAUAAAGCAGCCUCCGGCCACACAGGCAGUGCCUUAG